AUGCUUUUCCAAGCGUUGCCGAACGACCGUGCCGUACUGCCGUUGCUCCUGUACAUUCAGGAGCGGCUUGGACUCUGGGGUGAAUCCUACCGGGUACGCUAUCUGUUUGUUGUUGUGGCGUUUAGCAUUACUGUUUGCAUUCCGAAGUUUACUACUACCUACACCAAUCUGGAAACGUUCAUCUGCUCGAUGGCGGAGCUUGUCUUCAUGGGGAAUGUUGUCGGCGGUUCGAUGCUGCUCUGGACGGAGUACGAUUCCUUCAGACAGUUCAUCGAGCAGGUGAACAGUUUGACAAAGUACUGUAAGUACGCUUGA
This is a messenger RNA of Anopheles gambiae (African malaria mosquito), 315 nucleotides long. RefSeq lists its product as uncharacterized. The record is from RefSeq and is a predicted model, not a curated record. The coding region runs from base 1 to 315 and encodes 104 amino acids. The transcript has a single exon. NCBI's taxonomy places the organism in Eukaryota, Metazoa, Arthropoda, Insecta, Diptera, Culicidae.